GCUUGCCUCGCUGCUUGCACACAUACACACCACACGCACAUCAUUCAAGACAGCACACGGACACGCAUAACACAUACCUCAACCCUAUAGUGCUCACUUGGACUAUAUAGUGUAAUAACAUAACCGCUGUGCCUGCUCGCCAUCAUCAGGUAUCAAGGCGAAACCUCCUGCACAUUGUACAUUGAAUGCAUUUCUCUGCUUUCAACCGAACAGCAGAUUCUAGUCUAUACACAAUAUAUAAUGGAUGAAUAGGUGAAUAUGGCGCUUCUAUUUAACUGGCCGAGACGGACCCCUUACCUAAAUCAGCUGGACCGAACGAGGAGGGAUUCCCAUCUGGCAUGUGACCGACGCUGCACGGGCUGCAGGCCCUAUGCCCCCACUAUCAUGCGCUCCUUCACUGCCCCAGCUGCCAUAGUCGCCCCUGGUGCCCUAGGCCUAUGCACGGACAAGGCCGUGCCCGGUGGGCUGUGCCCGGUCUGCCGUUCAGGGAUCGUGAUUCACCAUCGAAGCUACGGACUUUUGUGUUGUAAGAUUCAAUACGGCGCGGCCUGUCCAUCAUGCGGCGUGGAGUUUGAUGAUGGAGAAGAAGAGAAAGUGGCAGGCGCUUCAUCUGCUGCCACCAACGCCUCUGGUGACCACAAGAACCAGCGUGUCAAAGGUCAACGAACUAAGGCUCCAAAAGGGGCGGGCAAUGCCAAAAACAAGCACCAGCAGGACCUGUUGCUUAGACCCCAGAAUGUUGAACUCACUGGCGCUAAGAAGAAACUGUCCGAGAAAAAGACGGACAAAUGAAAAAGUGCGCCAGAUCGAAAGGAGAUUGAUCUUUUUCAUCACAGAUGAUGAAGGACUGGGAGACUACGAAAGUGUAUGGUUCACAGCCAGUAACCAUUGUGUAACUCACAUGUAAACAGUGAGUAGCGCUGUGGUGACCUGCCUACCAAGAUGUAACAUGCAGUGCAUGUGUUCUUUUUUUGUAGUAACCCGUCCGUGCACUUUGCUGGCUUUGUGUUUAAGCCAUGACCUCGUGACGUCAGCAUCAUUGAAGAUUCACACAGGCACGUUUGGCUCCAUUGUUUGCACAGCACAUAUAACCCCUUCCUUAAGUUUCUCUUGGAUUGAAGAAGAAAAGUACAAGACGUCAAGGAAAAGGUGGACAUUUGUAGAAGAUGUUCCUCUUUUAAGUUUUAUGCAUUUCAUUGCUAUGGAGAUUUACAACAUUACUUCCGAACGUGGACGGCUUAAGCAAGGACACUGUAUUGGUAAUAAUGCAAUGAUUUGUAUUUAUUAAGUGAAUAGCUCUUAAAGUGAGUGACCAGAAAGGCCUGUACCAAUUUAAAAACAUCAGUCCACAGAUAAACAGACCUGUUCAGAGAAAAAAAAAACUGUUUUUGUAAUAAGGUCCUGUAUGCGAGAAGAAUUAAAGACAUUUAAAGAGACCAUUCCACAACAAAUCCGCUCCAGUCCGAUUCCAACUACUAAUUGAUAAGGCAAAUUUAGGAACCACUGCUGACCAACGCCGGACAUACUGACGAACACGACUGCAUGACUGAUUUUUAAAACAUUUCCUCCAAUUUAAAUCAAAUUGUCACCUCAAAUAAUAAUAAUAUAGAGUACUUUAUAAGGCGCAAAAAUCCACCAGAUUAAGGUGCGCAAGGCGCACGAGAGGGAAUCCCCACACAGUAUAAGAAAGAAGAAAAUCAGAAAAAGAACAAUUAUAUAACAGUUAAACGAGCUAGUUUUUCGAACUAAUCUCAAAAGUAUCAACACUAGAAAUCUUAUGAAUUUGAAGAGGUAAAGUCGUUCCAGAGAGUGGGUCCAGCAUGCGAAAAUGGCCUAUAUCGCCACAUUUGUUCUUACUCUAUGAACAUGUAACAAGCAAGUAUUAGCAUAGCAAUCGUACAUGAUCACAAGGAAAACAAUGAAUGAACUGAUGGACUGGCUUAAUUAAUAAUUAUCUUGGUGCAAACAUGAACUCCUCAAAACAAAUCAUAUGUGGGUGAUGGGUGCUUGCUUAGUCGAGUAAUUAAGACCAAUCAAUAGACCACGCCCACAAGGUGAAAAUAUGAGACCUUUCUAUUGCAACGCCAAAGCCCGAGUUUUUGCCAAACCAGGUUUGAAAACUUUGCAAAGUCAUCAAUGCACAGAAAAAACAGAUCGCUAUUGUUCGUAACAAGGUUAUACAAAUAUUUAAAUCAUCAUGUAGGUUUUAUUGAAAACAAAGCAACUACUUAAUGAGAGGUAAUUUAUUGAAUUAAAAAGUCCGGUUUGUUUAUCGACAAUGAAAAUGCCUAUAGACCUUUCAUUUGCAACGCGGUUAGAAAACUAUGGAAAGCUAUUAUGCAAAUCACAAACAGAUGGCCAUAGUAUGUAAAACAAUUAAAAAUGAAUUCAUAAGAGUUAUUUAAGCUCAUGAAUCUUUACAAAAAAAUAUUGAUUUUUGUCACAAUUGUUUUACACGAUUGAUUAUUUUGGUAACAUUUGGCCGGCCAUCACAUCCGGUGCACUUUGUUUAUCAAUAAUGGAAAGGCAAUUGAAAGGUCUAUAAUCAACAAGUGAAUGUCAAAAUAGUAUGGUGCUUCAUCGGUUUUUAGUAGACAGUGUGCCUUUACGUAUUUUGACGAUA
Molecule: messenger RNA, 2623 nt
Organism: Asterias rubens (European starfish)
Lineage: Eukaryota; Metazoa; Echinodermata; Asteroidea; Forcipulatida; Asteriidae
Exons: 3
Coding region: 259-792 (177 amino acids)
Source: RefSeq, a predicted model, not a curated record